Sinocyclocheilus rhinocerous is the source of this 5708-nucleotide messenger RNA. Its product is annotated as zinc finger protein 827. NCBI's taxonomy places the organism in Eukaryota, Metazoa, Chordata, Actinopteri, Cypriniformes, Cyprinidae. The record is from RefSeq and is a predicted model, not a curated record. Gene Ontology annotation, cellular component: nucleus. The coding region runs from base 280 to 4263 and encodes 1327 amino acids. The transcript has 11 exons. Gene Ontology annotation, biological process: positive regulation of transcription by RNA polymerase II.
UGUGUGUGUGCUCUGCUGUUGCUGCCCUUUGAUCCCUGCAUUAGUGUUAGUUAGGGGCUCGGAGACACACACUUACAGAGAGCAGCCAUAGUCAAGACACGGCAACAACAACAGCACCUCCUCCUCUACUCUUCCCCGUUCCCAACAAUACACUUAACCGAGGACAGCCAGGUGCACGACAAGUCCCUGCCAUCAGGCUCCCUCGCAAAAUUUCAAUGGGAAAAGACCUUUUUUCUUCUUAUCCCUAAACAAGAAGGAGAAUGUGAUAAAAGGGGGAAAAUGCCAAGGAGGAAACAGGAGCAACCCAAGCGCCUGCCUUCACAUGUGGACACGGUAGAAGAUGGAGGGCCAGAGGGUGGCUCAGUAGAGGAGGACAGCUGGUUUGGGAAUACCUCAGACAGCCCCUCUGAAUCAUCCUACGGUGAUGUGCAAGAUGAGCUGCGGGUUUCCCCGGACGAUGUUCCCCGACCGGACCACGACACCUCAGCCGAGAGCUCCCUGGGCUGCCCGACGCCAGUUCAGCGGGCUUCCCUGGAGCUGCUGGGGCUGGACAGUGUGAUCCUCUCGACCCGGGACAUGCUUUCCUCUGAGGUGUCCUCUCUUUAUGGAGACACCAGCCAGGCCCUGGGCAAGCCCCUCAGCAGCAACCUGCGGCGUCUCCUGGAGGCUGGCUCACUGAAGCUGGAGGGAGGCGACCUGAGUGGGCGUGGAACGGGAAGAGGACCAGAGUCGCCCCCGGUCAGCUUGCUACUAUCUCCAUCUUCACAUCAUGCACAGCAGCUGAGUGCCCUGGCGAGGAGGUUGGCUAACAGCAGCAGCAACAACAGUGGCAACUCGAACUCUGCAUCACCUGCGUCUGUAGCAACUGUCAAGCAGGAGCCCUGUGACCCAUAUGGCCCCAGCAAUGGCCCUAACUCAGGCAGCAGUGGCUUCGUAUGGGUAGGUGUUGCAGAUAAAUGGCCGUCGACUAGUUGCUCAGCACCCAGUGGCAGCAGCUUAUCACCAGACUCAGCUAUCCAGAAGUUAAAGGCAGCCGCCAACGCCGUGCUCCAAGACAAGAGCGCGGUGGCCUCCUCCACCUCGGCGUCUUCAUCCUCCUCUUCCUCCUCAUCAUCCUCGUCAGUCACCUCCUCCUCAAUGGCAGCCCUGGGCACUCGCUCUGAUGACGCGGUGCGCUUUGAACCGUUCGCUUCACCCUUCAGUCCGCAGUCAGCCAGCUCCACGCUUGCUGCCCUCUCAAAGAAAGUGUCUGAAAGAAGUCAGCAGCAGGUGGGCUCAUCUGAGCAUCAACCCUCAGCUGGCUCCUUUCUCUCUCUGGUUUCCAUGACCUCCUCAGCAGCUCUGCUAAAGGAGGUGGCCGCACGAGCAGCAGGGAACCUUCUAGCUGAUAAGAAAGAGCCGGCAUUAGUACUGGGAGCCUCUGAAGAUGUCAAGCCCCUGUUAGACAGGAACCAGAAGGUGCCCACCCCAACCCAGGCCAUGGAUCUUCUGCUGCCAACAAUCCCCAAGGGAAGGGCCAAGCCCAGCAGUCAAGCAGGUUCUCCUGAGGAUGGAGGGAAGCCCUUUCAGUGCCCGGUGUGCGGUCUCGUCAUCAAGAGAAAGAGCUACUGGAAGAGACAUAUGGUGAUCCACACAGGCUUAAAAAGUCACCAGUGUCACCUCUGUCCCUUUCGCUGUGCUCGUAAAGACAAUCUCAAAUCCCACAUGAAGGUCCAUCAGCACCAAGACCGAGGGGAGACUUUCCAAUGUGAGCUCUGCCCCUUCACAUCCUCCCGCCACUUUAGCCUCAAGCUGCACAUGCGUUGCCAUCAGCACUUCCCCCGUCCCGACCUCAAAGUCAAAGAAGAACCCGGCACAGACACAGAGGAGGGCGAGGGCUUGCUCAUGGGGGACGGUGGAGACGCUGGUGAUCAGGUCAUGAACACAGAUGCUUCCACAUCUCCCACUGCGAGCCAACCUGAUGGUCGUUUGCUGGCCUCCCCUGCAGAACCCUCGAAUCACGUCCAGAUCAAGGAGGAACCCCAGGAGAGGGAUGUGUCUGUGAUGUCUCCCUUUGCCCUGUGUAGGGAGCGACCCAGCAGCAGCAGCAGCUCUCUGGAUCUGCCUGGGCUCAAAUCCAGUCCACCGGGGCCUGGACCUACAGCUGCCUCGCUCUUCAGCUCAGAUAUCACCACCAAGACAGCUACGGACCUCCUCAUAAAGCUUUCAGCAGCGAACCAGAAGGAGGCCCUAAAGGGUCCAUUCUGUGUCAAAGAGGAGCCCCAGGCGGAAGAGCCCCUCAGCUCUCAGAGGGGACCAAGCUAUAGCUUCUGCCAAGAAGGACCUCCAGGGUCCACCAAGCCACGAGAGGAGGGGAGCCCAAUGUUGGGCAAGAGCAGCCUACUUAGCCAGGACAUCAACGUCAAAGUGGCCUCUGAACUGCUUAUGAAGCUCUCAGAGAAUAACAAAGAAGCUUGCCACCAGAACGUCAUAGUGAAGGCGGAGCCUAUGGAAGUGGACCCACCCCUAGAAUUGGCCCCACCCUCCUCUCAUCGACUGGGCUUCAGCACUUCAGGGGCAUGUGAGAAGAAGGAACCAAUGGUCAACCUCCCAGAUCCUUUGCCCCGCCCCCAAAAUGACCUCUUCUCCCAGGACAUAUCAGUCAAAAUGGCCUCUGAGCUGCUUUACAAACUGUCUGAAAAAGUAAGUAAAGCUAACGAAAACAAAGACAAUGCAUCCUUCGGUAUACACAGCCCUUUCCUAGACGACCGCUUUAGACAAUCACCUUUCAACACGCGCUCCAAGAGCUCUUCCCCAGCUGAAGCUGGAUCUUCAAGCAGGGUUACCCAGCAAGAUCCAGAGAAGGUGAGUAGUGAGCCAGGAAAUGGACUCGCCCAAUGGAGACUCAACGAACAGCUCUUUCCCUGCCCUAUAUGUGGCAAAGUAUUUGGUCGCCAACAGACUCUUUCCAGGCAUCUCUCCCUACACACAGAAGAGAGGAAGUAUAAGUGUCAUUUGUGUCCGUACGCGGCUAAGUGCCGAGCCAACCUCAACCAGCACCUCACCAUCCACUCAGUCAAACUGGUGAACACAGAUGCUGAGCAGAUUGUUACCGCUGUUACCAAUGAAGGCCAAGAACUCAAAAACUGCCCCUACUACUACAGCUGCCACGUCUGCGGCUUCCAGACAGAGUUUAAUGCUCAGUUUGUCAGACAUAUGUCUCUUCAUGUAGACAAAGAGCAGUGGAUGUUCUCUCUCUGCUGUAGCACCUGUGAGUAUGUGGGUGUGGACGAGGCUGAGAUGAAAGCUCACAUCAGUGCAGGGCACGCAGAGAACAGAGUGUUUUCUCGCUCAGGAGGUGCAUCAUUAAAUGUCUUCCACUUCUAUGUCCUACACCCUACUCCUCAUGUCUCUUUGACCAGGUGCCCUCUAUGCAUCUACUCCACCAACAGGCCAGCUGCCAUGGAGGGCCACCUGAAGAUGCACUACAAGAUGGAGUAUCGCUGCCGCAUCUGCCAAGCCGUGUGGGCCAAUCAGGCAGAGCUGGAAAGGCACACGCGCGCUCACCGCCUGGGCAACCACUACAAGUGCGAGCAAUGCGGCUACCUCUCCAAAACAGCCAACAAGCUCAUCGAGCACAUGCGCGUGCACACCGGCGAGCGGCCUUUCCACUGCGACCGCUGCAGCUACAGCUGCAAACGCAAGGACAAUCUCAAUCUCCACAAGCGGCUCAAGCACGCACCGAGACAGACCUUCGUUUGCGCCCAGUGCCCAUUCACCACCACUCACCCGUUCGUCUACAGCCGCCACAUUAAAAAGCACCAAGGCGGGGAGGGGAGCGCCGAGGAAGGUGAGGCUCGGCCAGGUACGCCACGUCCGGGCCUUUUGGAUCGAGGAGGGAGCAGCAGUGACAGCGGGAGCACCAGUCCGCUCAUGAACCUGUCCGCCUCUCAAGCUUUGCAGUCCGUCGCCCUGUCAAUCACCAGCAAGCGGCAAGACGGCACCCCUACCACGCGCUACCUCUCGGCCAACGGCACAUUCUCCACACUGGCGACCCGCUACUUGGAACAGUACAGGAACUGUGACCUGGCUCACCUCAUCCCCCUCACCACGCUCUUUACGGCCCGCCGCUUCACAUUCCACAGCCCCUCGCCCUCAAACUCCUUUCUGCCCUUUUCGGCAUUCUGGUCCAACUCGUCCUCGCAGUCGCCGCCCUCUCCCACGUCAUUCAAACACUCCUUCCUGGCAUACCUGGGAUUGACAGAGAGAGCUAAGACAAUUUGACCUUUCUUCUUCUCCUUCACCCUGUAUCAUCAGCCACUGAAGCCACUAACUGUUCCACAGGCAGACUAAAAUACUGCCCUAAAGAGUAGUAAUGAUAGUAAAACAUCCAUUUAUCAGAGGAAAAGCUAUUCACGCUCAAAGAAGUUCGAUUUCUGUUCUAUCGCAAUCCAAUCAUAGCUCUUUUUUUAAGAGGUCUUACAACAGUUGUUUACCUCUAUGAAUUGUGAAUGACCCGGAAUCCGAUAACAGUGCUUUAUCUAUUACAAGUUUUGUAUUCAUUUUGAUGGGCGAAAGGAAACAGAACAUAUAAGCUUGCAAGCGCUAAGCUUUUUUUGUGCAUUUUGUCAGGAAUCCGAAAGCAUGUUCGCUAUGUGUUGCAGUCAUUUAGGGGCUCAGUAUGAAAUAUCUUGGGGCAUACAGUAUAUGGCACGACAAAAAACAAUUAAACGAAUUGUUAUCUUUUGAGUCUUGUUUCCAAAGCAAAGCCUCAGACCACACACUUGUUAAUUUAUCAAGCUGUACAUAGUUUUGUAGUCUUUCUUUUCUCUUCUCCCCCAUGCCUGUUGGCAUUGACUGGUUUUGCUGAAUGGCGAGUCUAUUUGCAAAUUUUAAUCUUGCCUCAGCAACAAGCAUAAGGCCCUUUACGACACCUGCGAGGUGCAGCUGAUGGCAUUUCUUAAUACAAGCCAUUCAGGGCACGCUAAUGGCAAAAGCAAUCAUUACCACUACUGCAGUGAUCGUCAACCCAUGAUGCCGCCCUUCAAUAUCUUCACCAUACUUUUGGUCGCUACAGAUUGUGCCAUAGCUGACCGAGGUGGGCUGGCCGUAUCCGGUAGGCAUGAGAUAUAAGUGACCAGUCAAGCGCCCUGUGCAUAGCUAACGUAUAUAAUGCGCAUCUGUACAUUUAACGAGAUGUAUGAGGUGACAGGUUUUUGGGAAAGACCCAAUUAUUCUGUCACGAAGGCCGAUUCAAUGGUGCUUUUUGGAGCUUUUUUGUAAUUUUGUGUGUAAAAAAAAACCUGUUCCAAAAUGACUUGAAUGAAUGUACUUUCUGUUGGUUAAUGUUAAAAUGAUACAGAGGUAGCUGGAUUGUGGUAAGUGAGAUCAUGGAAAAACAAUGGUAUCUCGGUGGCCUUCUGUGUCUUAAAUUUUUGUUCUUCUAGUUGUUUUUUAUUAUUAUUAUUACUUUUAAUUUGAAAGAGCCUUUGAAAUGUAAAAUACAAAUAUAUAUAUAUAUAUAUAUAUAUAAAUAUAUCCUGUACUAACAAGCUAUUAUGAGAACCCCAUUGGAAAAUGGCUCUCAAGUGCAAUGUGGAGGCAGCCAUUAUUUUGACUAGGAUCUUUGGAAGCAUGGCUUUCCAUAUGUGGGCAAACAUGGUACCAUAAUUCUAUGUUCCCCUCUCGGUGUUUUGAGUUUUAAUUGCACUUAAAAUUUUGAAAUAUUU